AACUAUCUUUUAGUCUGUUUUCCUUUCUCAGUAUUUCUCACUUUUAUUUUUAUAGCAAGUUAAAUGUAUCAUGCUGGCAGUGAUAGACAAUGUAUACCUGCAUUGUUGUUCAAUUCAGAGAUGUACUUGCAUUGUUUCUGUAUUUAGAGGGCUAAAUACAUGUUUUUUUGUGAGUAAUUACAUGAAAGUUUGGAUUGUUAAGUGUCUUUACAGAACUUUUAGAAUUUAUUCAAAAGUGUGUGUAGUCUACCAUAGUUAUUAAGUCAUAGCAGUUGGCUUAGUUGGAAGCCUCGAAAGCUGUGUUUCAGAGUAUUUUUUAUCAAGAUACUGUAUUUUUAAGAGAGCAUAGGAAACCAAUAGCAAACUGAAUGACGUGCACUGACUAACUAAUUCAGGUUAAUAGAUAGCUACUACAGAGGCAUCCUGCCCACAUUUCUCUCUUUCUGAGACUUGAAAACAUUACAAGAGUACUGUAUAAAUUACCAUUCAACAUUCCUAUAGUGAAAAGUUAGACAUUAUGUUAACCGAACAUGGCAAUAAGUGUUUAGUUAGCUUGCUCAACCCAGUUCCUGUCUGUCUGCUUGCCCCCUAAAACACUCAAAACAGAACACUUCUCUGGAGCAGCCAGGGAGAGGAGGGGGGGGAGGGGUGACGUUGACGUCACUCCGGUUUCCUGGAACCAGAUGGGGCCAGGCAAAUGAGAAUGCUAACUGUCGAGUGAGACUCACAUUGACGUCAGCUGGGAGUCAUACUGUGAUUCCAGACAGAACAGAGCCCUCUGUGGGAGCAAUGAUCACAGCUUCAGCGCUACCAGCUUAGUCAUCCACUCCGAUAACGACAGGAGAGAGAAGAAUUCAGCCUUGUUUAUCCCUUUAGAUCUGCAAGCUGUUACUUGCUCACUCUUGCGUUAAAACACAAGUGCAGUGGUGGCAUUUGGGCUAUUAGAAAUUCAUAAAUUAAAAAAAUAGUAAAAUGUUUUGUUGUGAAAAUAUAGUUGUUUUGAAUAAGUGUUUAUUCUUGCCAUAUAAGGAUGAUAGUUUUCUCCUGUAUUUACUUUGGAGUAUCAGAAAACGUCAGAGACAUUUAUCAACAUACUAGUGGUCAGAUCAGAACCACAUUCCAAGUACAAGAUUUGUUUGACCCAAAAAUGAAUGAAUCAAUAGUGAAUCAUCACCAAAUAAUGAAACGUAGGCUACAGCCAGUGCUACUGUCUUUUCUCUUUCACUUGGAUGGCAGUUAUCCACUCAGUAACCAGAAAGACGAUUGUCUUAACAUCAUCUGACAAAGACAUGUCAAGGAGGUAGUUGUAGUAAUCCACACCCCACCCCCGGACAGUAUACUACAACAUUCUAUAGAAAGUACUACACAUGAUCAAGGGAUAGUUUAGUGUGUAGUAUAGUAUUCUACUGUAUACUACAGAAUUCAUUAGUAAGUACUGUAGUAUUCUAUAGUAAACUGUAGUAUUUUUUCAUGUGGGUACUCAAACCUCACAAAGCUAGAUCUGUGCUUAGGCCUACUUCCCCUAAUUUGGCACCUGUGCUGGGAUCGUAAAUCUGUCUGUAGUAAAAUAACAUUUAAAUGAGGUUUGGUUUGCUUAAUUCACGGUCCGUUGGAAUCUGGGCUUGUCUGGUUGUUUUAACAGAAAAAACAUUAAACAAGUGGUCAGUUGUUGUUUUUUGUUAUUAAAUGGACCCAUCUACAUGAUUUGUGUUCAGCGUUUAUGUCUAAUUUAUGGUCGCUUAUCCUCUAAGUAGAUAGAAGAUGAGAAAUCUGUGUGAUUGAAGGGCUGGAGUAAAAAAAUACAGCACUUGGUUUUUGCCCCAGUGAGCUAAAUAUAGCUGCCACUGGAGAUAUGCCAGCAUACCAGCUCCGUUCGCCCACCUCGUCGGGCCUACCCCAGGGUCUGGUGAUGGCUGCGUCCCCAGGCUCCCUGUCCAUGCACAAUCCCCCGAUGCACACUGAGGAGGUAACACGCAAAAGGGAGGUCCGCCUCAUGAAGAACAGGGAGGCUGCAAGGGAGUGCCGCAAGAAAAAGAAAGAGUAUGUCAAGUGUCUGGAGAACCGUGUGGCCGUGCUGGAAAACCAAAACAAGACCCUCAUUGAGGAACUCAAAGCGCUAAAGGACAUUUACUGCCACAAGAAUGAGUAGCUGCCCUCAGCCUUGUGCCAGGAGAGAGAGAGAGAUCCUACUGAGAAAGAACAGGGUGGAGUUUACAGAUUGACUGCUGUAAAAAAAAGACUGGGACAAAAACUACUUUCACUGUCUUUGUUUCUCGUUUACUCCGCUUGUUUGGGCCCAGUCAAUUUGAUGCUGCACCGGAGGUUGUUAGGUGGCCAUAGGCUUGUGCUCUCCGGGCUGAAGUCAAGUCCUGCUCCGGACAGGACCCCUGUCUGUCCUCGCGCUUGUAUGUGAAUACACAAGUGACGCCCAGCCGCGUUUGCUUCUGCUGUUUGCAGGGAGGCAGCCAAUGAGAUGCCAGCCUGCAGAGGAAGAGGAAGUAGAUAUGCUUCCUGAAGGCACACCGCUCACCACCAUUGGCUCACCGCAUUGGAGAAGCUGAAGCUGCGGAAGAGCCUCACUAUCAGCCAGCAAGUUCACAUUAAGUGCAGACUCACCAGCAAGCCAACCUACCUUAGCCUGAGUGCCAGUCUGUUUGUGCUGUCAUGCCAAAUCCUUGUUACUUUUUUUUAUCACAUUUGGCUUGACAAUGAAAGCAUUUGAGUUGGCAAGAGUACAAACAGAUCUGGGACCAGGCUAAACCUAUAUAUCUUUGCUUGUCACUGCUAGCUACAGUUGUUCUCCUUAAAUUACUGUACUUCUCUGCUCACCUUGGCUGUUGUCAACAUACCUUUUGUUAAAUCAGAUGGACCUCUUCUUUCAGGACAGGACAGUGUGACACUUUCCGAUAUAAUUCGAGUUUUGAAAUUCUAUAUUUGUCCGUUUGAGUGUUAAUCGGGGUUGUCUAAUGACUUCACGUCUUACCUGAAUCAAUGUAUAAGACCCAGUGUCGAGGAUGUGAGUAUACGCCUUUCACUUGGUCUCUUUUCAAACAACACAGUUCAAUUUAAAAUGUAAAAUUAACAUGGCGUGGCCCUCGGAUGAGUGUAUAUUAAAUAAUUAUAUAUUUCUAGCCAUUGGAGGAAUCUUAUCUCACCAAGACCAUCUUGAAAUGACUACUGCUUUACCACACAAAAUUGCUACAUUUGAUGUUUACUGAAUCUCACCAGUCAUUGUCCCCUUUGUCUGUGUCUCGGAACAGUACUGUGCUCUGCCAGUGUACUGUACAAAAGAACCACGGAAAGUGCUGAUAAGCUGACGUUUGGGUAUUUUGAUACUUGUUAUAAACGUUUUAUAUGAAUUAGUUGAUCAUAACAGAUAUGAUAUGUCCCAAAUGGCCCACUAUUUUCUUUAUAGUGCACUACUUUUGACUACUUUUUUGUUCUAUGGGCCCAGGUCAAAAUUAGUGCACUAAAAAGGUAAUAGUGUGUCAGUUGGCAUGUAAAAAUAGAGUUCAUGACUGCUCUGUUUGAAAGGUAUGGCCAUGAGAGCACAGACCUGACUAUGAUGAUCAUGAUGCAGCUUCGUUUUCUUUCCUCACACCAGUUCUGCUUGCUUUCAAUUUCCUGAUAACCUUUCUGUUUAAAGGUAUAUGUCUUUUUGUAUGUUUGUUGUCAGGCCAGUGGUUUUAUAAUUCAGGUGAGAUGUAAAAUACAUUUGAUCUCAGUAAAAGUUUUGGUUAAAAUUGAAAAGUAUGUCAAACAGGUUAGCUCUUAAAACCAGACGUUCACCUCAUGUGUAUUGAUCCCUCUUAUGUUUGAAGAUUGUCAAAAUAUACUAUUUCUAAUAAAAUGUCCAUACCACA
Messenger RNA from Salvelinus fontinalis (brook trout), 3863 nucleotides. RefSeq names its product cAMP-responsive element modulator-like. The record is from RefSeq and is a predicted model, not a curated record. Gene Ontology annotation, cellular component: ATF4-CREB1 transcription factor complex; nucleus. NCBI's taxonomy places the organism in Eukaryota, Metazoa, Chordata, Actinopteri, Salmoniformes, Salmonidae. Gene Ontology annotation, molecular function: protein binding; RNA polymerase II cis-regulatory region sequence-specific DNA binding; DNA-binding transcription factor activity, RNA polymerase II-specific. The coding region runs from base 1853 to 2149 and encodes 98 amino acids. The transcript is spliced from 3 exons. Gene Ontology annotation, biological process: regulation of transcription by RNA polymerase II.